Messenger RNA from Carassius auratus (goldfish), 3043 nucleotides. Its product is annotated as zinc finger protein 708-like. The record is from RefSeq and is a predicted model, not a curated record. Bases 522 to 1889 code for a protein of 455 amino acids. NCBI's taxonomy places the organism in Eukaryota, Metazoa, Chordata, Actinopteri, Cypriniformes, Cyprinidae. The transcript is spliced from 3 exons. Gene Ontology annotation, biological process: regulation of transcription by RNA polymerase II. Gene Ontology annotation, molecular function: DNA-binding transcription factor activity; RNA polymerase II cis-regulatory region sequence-specific DNA binding.
UCCCCAUGCACACACCUCACCUUAACCAUGUGGCCCGUAUCCAAUGCCCUGGAUUGUAUCAGGCUUUGAUGAAUGGAGGUCUGUUUACAACCUGAAUCCACCAAAGCCUGAUAGGUACCCCCCUUAAUACUCACGGGUAUUUGGUACAACCCGGCUCGAUCGGGGGCAGCCUGCGGGUCGUCCGGGAUCCGGACCAAUGUUCCCAUCUCCAUGACCGGGCACCGAUCCACAAAAUGGCCCAUAUCCCGGCAACGCCAGCAGGCCGGCCUAGGCCUCACCACCGCCCUAGUGGCCGGAAUUGGGUCAGGUGAUUGACGUGAGGAAGUGGCAGGUGGCUCAUCGAGUGCCUCCCGAUGUGGCGACGACAUUCCCCUGGCAGGGCCCCGCUAAGUCAAAUAUAAUAAAUUCAUGUUCAGUGAAACUCCUCUGACAACAAUCUCCUAUUCAUCAAUUCAUCAAUAAAUGCAGGAAUAUUUCCAUCAGUUUACAAGUGAAUACAAGCCUCAAAUCAUCAAAAAGAGAUGAAAUCUGUAAAGACUCAGUUUAUUAAAGAGGACCGAGAGAAGAUGAGACACACUGAAGAUACUGAAGAACAAACAGAUCUGAUUGAACAUAAUGAGGAGAGAGAAGAAUUGAGUGAAUCUGAAAAGAAAAAUCAUGUCAGAUACAGAGAAAAACCCAAACAGAAAGAUUUAAAGAAAAGGAAGAAGAAGAAAUCUUUCCCCUGCACUCAGUGUGGAAAGAGUUUCACAAGCAAAUCUCUUCUCAAGCGACACAUGAACAUCCACACUGGAGAGAAACCGUUCACUUGUGAUCAGUGCGGGAGGAGUUUCUCACAAUCAGCAAACCUUCAGCUACACAUGAGCAUCCACACUGGAGAGAAACCACACACAUGUGAUCAAUGCGGGAAGAGUUUCACACGGUCAUCAACUCUUAUGACACACAUGAACAUCCACACUAGAGAGAAGCAGUACACAUGUGAUCAAUGCGGGAAAGCAUUUUUGUGGGUUUCAAACCUGACAAAACACCUGAAACUUCAUGCAAAGGAGAAACCACAUUCAUGUAAUUUGUGUGGAAUGAGUUUUCGAUUAAUACAAUAUUUGAAAGCUCAUCAGAAAAAACAUACUGGUGUGAGAGAGUACAUGUGCUUUGAGUGUGAAAGGACUUUUAUUUCAGCGAGCCUUUUAAAACUGCAUGAGAAGAUUCACACUGGAGAGAAACCUUACAAGUGUUCACACUGUGACAAGAGAUUCAUUGUUUCAUCACAUCUGAAAAGACAUGAGAUGAUCCACACUGGAGAGAAACCUUUGAAGUGUUCACACUGUGACGAGAGAUUCGUUCAGUCAGGAAACCUGAAAAAACAUGAGAGGAUUCACACUGGAGAGAAACCUUUUAAGUGUUCACACUGUGACGAGAGAUUUAUUCAGUCAGGACACCUUAAAAUACAUGAGAUGACCCACACUGGAGAGAAACCUUACAAGUGUUCACACUGUGACAAGAGAUUCAGUGUGUCAUCAAGUCUAAAAACACAUGAGAGGAUCCACACUGGAGAGAAACCUUACAAGUGUUCACACUGUGAUGACAGAUUCAGUCGAUCAGAAUACCUGAAAACACAUGAGAGGAUCCACACUGGAGAGAAACCUUACAAGUGUUCACACUGUGAUGAGAGAUUCAGUGUGUUAUCACAUCUAAAAACACAUGAGAGGAUCCACACUGGAGAGAAACCUUAUAAGUGUUCACACUGUGACAAGAGAUUCAGUCGUUCAUCAAGUCUAAAAAGACACAAGAGGAUCCACACUGGAGAGAAACCGUAUCACUGCACUGCAUGUGGGGAGUGUUUCAAACAUUCAUCUUCUCUACACAAUCAUACAAAAAACAAACACAGUUAGUAGAUCAUCUUCAGAUCUGAUGCUGCUUCCUCACCAAAUGUGACACAAUAAUGGAUCAAGCUGUGAAAUAUCAUCUGGAUAAAUCAUUACCAGUGACAAGUCAAAGAAACAUUAUCUGAAGUUUUCUCAGUGAAUAAAGUUCAUCUUCAAAACCAGCAGAUCCAACUGAGAUUCAGAUAAACUCAAAGAUAAAUUUUCUCCCCAAAGAACAAUGUCACAAAGGUUUAUUAGUGUACAUCAUUUUGCUUCAUGGUAUAAAUGAUAUCCCAUGGGGCGGGUUACAGAAAACUUCUUAUCUCAGGUCUCAACUUAAGAUGUAUGUUCAAUUAGGAUUUGUUUCAAAUUCGUAUUACAGAAGCAAAUCUUAACUUGAUUUAGGAUUAUUAUCCUAUUUUACAAAGUCGUAUCUUAUCUCUAGUUAGGAAACACUGUGCGAGCUGCUGAUGAGGGAAACAGAAUAACAGAAGCUACUUCAAUUUGGCAAAGAAAAGUAAAGGCAUUAGUCAAUGGAAGAGUCUUUUCUGAAGUAGCUUUUGUUCUGAAUGUUGUCCUAACAGAAACGAUCAUGGUUAUCAAUCAGAUUAGAUAAUAUUUUAAAGUUAGGAUCUUUCUGUUACCAUGGUAUCCUGGACACCUUUACCAGACCAGAUGAACUUUACGACCCAAUGGCAUGUUGAGAGUCCUCCCUCUCACUACCUUUCCCCAUAGGAGACACCCAUAAUGCCCAUAAAAGACUCUUCUCUAGUUAAUUCAUAGGAAAAAACACUUUCUCUGAAAGAACACUCAUAUCGCCAGGUCGCUGUGUAUAUUAUUACUGUUCUCGUAUAUUGUCUUUUGUAUUGUAUACUGUUUUAUGCAUGCAUUAUGAUAGAUCACUAGUUAAAAUAACCUCAUCUAUACCAUGUUUGGUCUCUUUGAAUUUGUGUUUUGAUGAUCUAAUUGAGAGUGUACAUAUGUUGAUACCUACACUACAUGAUAAUGCUCUGAGAAUCUUUUGCAUCAAAACCCAAUGCCAUUAAAUAUACAAAAUACCAUGCUGCGACGACAAAGAGUCGUAAACUUUCCCUCCGAAAGUGUAGAUCUCUAUUGGUUAAGAAAUGUGUUAGACUAGUUUGUGUUAGUGUUUAGUUAAUAAAACUCUUGUGCACAGAUUA